Molecule: messenger RNA, 789 nt
Organism: Letharia columbiana
Lineage: Eukaryota; Fungi; Ascomycota; Lecanoromycetes; Lecanorales; Parmeliaceae
Exons: 2
Coding region: 1-789 (262 amino acids)
Cellular component (GO): cytoplasm; mitochondrion
Source: RefSeq, a predicted model, not a curated record
AUGCGAUGGCCACCCUGGACGUCCAAGGACCCAGACGAGAAGAAGCCCGUCAAAUGGAGCGACACCCUCAAUGCAACAGACUGGACCCACUAUACCGAUCCUCGCAACGUGAUCCCCGUCGUUCUCCUAACAGCAACGGUCCUCGGUAGCUACUCAUUCUACCGCUCCUACCUACGACGCAUACCACAAGCUGCACUGAUAGCGCCGAAAUUCUGGAGAAAGAGGAGCCUUUUCGGGAGGGUUACGACUGUGGGCGAUGGAGAUGGCUUCAGAUUGUUUCACAUGCCUGGGGGCAGAUUGGCGGGAUGGGAGUGGUUGCCUUGGAGAAGGGUGCCGGAGGGAAGAGCAGGGUUGAAAGACAAUACCGUCUCAAUACGAAUAGCUGGCAUCGAUGCUCCCGAAGGCGCACAUUUCGGCCACCCUGCGCAGCCAUAUUCGAAGGAAGCGCUGGAUUGGCUUACAGGAUACAUACUACACAGACGCGUGAGGGCCUAUGUAUACAAAAAAGAUCAGUAUGAUAGGGCGGUCGCCACUGUGUAUGUGCGAAAGUGGUUGCUGAGGCGAGAUGUGGGAUACCGGAUGCUGAAGCUGGGCCUGGCGACGGUAUACGAGGCGAAGACGGGUGCCGAAUUUGGUCCAGGACUGGAAGAAAAAUAUAGGACGGCGGAGUGGUGGGCGAAGAUGAGAAGGAAAGGUCUCUGGGGAGGCGCCGACGAGAAGGAGUUUGAGACUCCCAGAAAUUACAAAACCAAGCAUGGACAAAGUGACUCAAAUAGCAAGACCGGUUGA